CCAUUGUUAUUAUUAUCAUUGAAAGCGUAUACACGGUUGUAAUAAUACCACCAGAACCAGAAAACAGUUGUAAUAUUUUACCAUAUAUGUUUUGAAUCCAUGAACAGAUUCAACAGAUAAUUUAUAUGGAAAAUUCGUGAAGUUCGUUUCAUAGAUUAAAAAUGUGCUAAAGGUUGGUAAAUGCUUUCGAAGGAUUAUAGACGCCCUUGUCAGGGAAUUUUCGUAUGAAAAAUAAUCUGGCAGUGAAAAUCAUGAUUACACUGCGAGGAAAAUUGAAAAAGGAAGGAGAGGUUUCUAAGACGAAAGAUUUUAACAAACGAGCAUCCGUCAGAGAUAAACUCCUCGUCAAAGAGGUUCAGGAAAUGGAGCAAACUCUUCCUGCCACAUGUCAAAUAACAUUUGAGGAUCCUCAUCGAUUGCACGACUUCAAUUUGCUCAUUGUUCCUGAAGAAGGUUUUUGGGCUAAUGGACGAUUUUACUUUCACAUAGAAAUAUCAGAGGAGUACAACAUGACGCCCCCAAAGGUUAAAUGCCUUACAAAGUUGUGGCAUCCGAAUAUAAACGAAGACGGAGACGUUUGUCUUUCCAUAUUGAGGCAAAAUAGUAUCGACGGGAUGGGCUGGGCCCCUACCCGUAAGCUGAAGGAUGUUGUUUGGGGUCUAAAUUCUUUAUUCACGGAUCUCCUGAAUUUCGACGAUCCACUCAAUAGAGAUGCUGCCGAACUAUUUAUUAAGGAUAAAGAGUCUUUCAGGAGCAAAGUUCAAGAGUAUUUGACGCAAUAUGCAAAGAGAUGAUUUUCCCCUAUUCCAGUAAGAUACAUAAACAAAGGACAAGGGAAUUCCAGAAAUCUUGGAACUGAUUGAAUUUGUAUAAUUUGAAAUUUCCCAUAUUUUUUUUUCGAAAAUCAAGACUUUCGGAAAUUCCGAUACCCCAUCGAUUUGUACGAUUUGAAAAACGCCGCGAUUUUUUCUGACAAAUACAAUGACGGUGACAAAAUGGACACGGUCGUCCAAAGGUUGUUCACCUUAGUAUUUUUUAAAGAAUAAUUUACUUUCUCAACUAGUCCGCUUAUGAUUCGACAAGUCUUUUUUUGUCCCAAUCACGUUCGUGCUCCUUGAAAUCAAAACAUCCGUGUCCCUCAAGUUUUGGUUAAUAGCAAAAAGAAAAAAUACAGAAAAUCUUGCGUUUUGUAUGUGUUUCCGGCCAGAAAAUUCAUUUGGAAACUUUAGAACCUUCGAAUUUAAUUGAUUUUCCAGUAUUUUAAGGAAUUCAUUGAUGAAUUGUCCACUCAAACAAUUCAUCGAAAACCUCUAAAAUCAUCUAUACUACUAAAAAUUGAUGUUGAAGACAUUUGAAAUUUUUUGAAUAUUUUAGAGAAGAACAUUUGUUCAGAGUGGAAAAAUUGUCAUUUUAUCGUUCAAAAUAGACGUCACAAAGCUUCAAUCGAGUGAAAUUUUUGGCUGUCAACGUCUGUACAAAUCCGCUUAAUACCGAGAAAAACGUUCAAAAAUAAGAAACAUGUACAAUAAGUUUAUUCUUGUCAUAGAAGAAUGCUGUAACGCUGGGAGUUGAAACAUUUGUAAAUAAACACAAUAUUUAAUAACGGAUUAAAAGAAAGAAGUCAUUUGCUAUCGCAGAAACACUUUUAUGAAAGUUUUUACUGCGACCUUCGUGUAAUAUAUGGAAAUAACAAUAAAUCCAUAAAUAAGUA
Venturia canescens is the source of this 1711-nucleotide messenger RNA. RefSeq names its product NEDD8-conjugating enzyme UBE2F-like. The coding region runs from base 225 to 794 and encodes 189 amino acids. The transcript is spliced from 5 exons. Lineage: Eukaryota; Metazoa; Arthropoda; Insecta; Hymenoptera; Ichneumonidae. The record is from RefSeq and is a predicted model, not a curated record.